Messenger RNA from Monopterus albus (swamp eel), 1997 nucleotides. It is a transcript of the gene ap1s1, whose product is annotated as adaptor related protein complex 1 subunit sigma 1. The record is from RefSeq and is a predicted model, not a curated record. The coding region runs from base 194 to 670 and encodes 158 amino acids. Gene Ontology annotation, biological process: intracellular protein transport; vesicle-mediated transport. Gene Ontology annotation, molecular function: clathrin-cargo adaptor activity. The transcript is spliced from 5 exons. Gene Ontology annotation, cellular component: membrane coat; AP-1 adaptor complex. NCBI's taxonomy places the organism in Eukaryota, Metazoa, Chordata, Actinopteri, Synbranchiformes, Synbranchidae.
CACGCAGUGUACGCAUGCUCGUCAUAAGCGGAACUGCUCAGUGUAGCAGGGAAUUGGCUUAGUUAAAUAGUGCACUAUCGGACACAAAGAUGGACCGUCAACCUUAACUGCGGUGAACGAUUUCAUUGGACUGGACGGUGUAGAAGAAGAGCGUGCUUGUAACGUUACAGUAGCUCAUAAAGAAUCCUACACAAUGAUGCGUUUCAUGCUGCUAUUCAGCCGGCAGGGAAAGCUGCGGCUGCAGAAGUGGUACACAGCCACAGCUGAGCGUGACAAGAAGAAGAUGGUCAGAGAGCUGAUGCAGAUAGUGCUUGCUCGCAAACCAAAGAUGUGCAGCUUUCUAGAAUGGAGGGACCUCAAGAUAGUCUAUAAAAGGUAUGCCAGCCUGUAUUUCUGUUGUGCAAUUGAAGAGCAGGACAAUGAGCUGAUCACACUGGAAAUCAUCCACCGCUUUGUAGAGUUGCUGGAUAAAUACUUUGGCAGUGUUUGUGAACUAGACAUCAUCUUUAACUUUGAGAAAGCCUACUUCAUUCUAGAUGAAUUCCUGAUGGGAGGAGAGAUCCAGGACACAUCUAAGAAGAGUGUCCUCAAAGCUAUUGAACAAGCUGAUCUACUGCAAGAGGAGGAUGAGCCACCUAGAAGUGUGUUGGAGGAGAUGGGUUUGGCAUAGUACACAGCAGUGUUGUGAAUGACUAAGGCAGAGGCCUGGAUAAGAAGGAGGAGGACAGAAUCUGGGAUUGAACAUUUUUGGACUGACAACUGUAGUUAUGUGGCUCUGGGGACUGAUGUACAGUGUUAAAAGAUUCUAUGUUUGUACAUGUCUUUUAGUAGUUGUGUGGACAAAUUUUAUUUUGAUACCAUUGUUGUGAGGACAUUUUGGCCUGUCCUCUCAAUGUAAAAGGGCUCUUUAAAGGUUAAAGAAUAAGGCUGGUCAUUUCUAUAUAUAUUUUUAUUUCUAAAAGUCAACUGCACAUGUGCAAGAUCUCCAUGAAAGCAUGAGGAGCUAGCAGACUGUAAACAAAGCAGAGAGCUUGCAUGGUGAUCUUGCGCAUGUACAGCUGACCCUUGUACCAUUGCUUAUUAACACUUAUCCAAAUUCUAAAGGUAUUUCCCGAAUCCUUAUAAAUUCUUCUAAUGAUACAUGAGGAUUCAGGAAAUACCUUCAGAAUUUGGGUGAGUGUUAUGAAAUUAAGGUAUGGGGUUAAAAUGUUUGGGAAGUUUCAGUUGCAAAAGCUCAUGGAAGAUGAGCUCUCUGACUCGAGUGUAUGCAAUACAUGAGUCACAAGCUGGGGCUCAUCUAGCCCUUUCUUACUUCAGAUUCUGUAAAAACAUACCGUAUGGCUGUUUGGAGCUUUUGGGGCAACAUUUUUUAACAAAUAUGCAGGUAUUGUGUUUUGUAAUAAAGAAGUACAUCACCCACUGAAGCAGUGUAUUUUAAUGGUGUUUUUAAUAGUUUUUGAACAAUAAUGGGCAUCUGUGACACAAACAAAUUAGCUCAUCCAGGUUUGAGAGUGAGACAUUAUUAGUGAGUUUAGAGGCAAUUCAUUGUUGAUUUUAGUUUCUGUAUGGGAAUUGUUGAAAAUUCUAUUAAUAUAGUAAGUGACCAGCCUCAUCCUUUAAUAACCCUAACCCUUUAAAUAAUUUUUGGCAAACCAUAACUUAACCAUAAGGUAAGGGUUGGAUUUUAGGCAUUUAGUUGUGAUGUUUACCUUAUGGUAAGGUUAAGAAAACAUUAUGUGACCUCAAUUAUAGAAAGGUUUGUGUGUGUGAGUGAUUGAAACAGUUAAGACAAGAACCCAUUGUGGAUACAACUUAAAACUGUAGUGAGACAGGCUGGUGGUUUGUCUUUGCUUCAAAGGGCUGGUUGAACAGUCACACCUUGUUGUCAAUGUUAGGUACUGAAUGUGGACUGAGAGUAGUUCAGGGAUUUCAGUAGCAAGACAAAAAAAAAUUUACUCUGUCACUCAAGUGAAUAAGUCUUAUGUUGGAUUUUUUCU